Megalops cyprinoides (Indo-Pacific tarpon) is the source of this 2822-nucleotide messenger RNA. Its product is annotated as ras-related protein Rab-9A-like. Gene Ontology annotation, molecular function: GTP binding; GTPase activity. Bases 241 to 846 code for a protein of 201 amino acids. The transcript has 3 exons. Gene Ontology annotation, cellular component: phagocytic vesicle; late endosome; lysosome. The record is from RefSeq and is a predicted model, not a curated record. NCBI's taxonomy places the organism in Eukaryota, Metazoa, Chordata, Actinopteri, Elopiformes, Megalopidae. Gene Ontology annotation, biological process: retrograde transport, endosome to Golgi; Rab protein signal transduction.
UAGCCGUUGUGCGCUGGAGAGUGACUCGGCGCUGGUCACAUGAGAGUCCGACAGCGGCGCCAUGUUAGAGGACCGGCAUCAUCCUAUCUGAGCUCAGCAAGGAGAUGCGAUACAUGAUACACCAGCACACCUGAACCAACAGGUUACUUAGUCUGACAGAGGUGUGUCACAGAGUGAGAACAAGAAGACAUGGCAAAUCUUCACAGGUAACUUGAAUGAUAAGAGCCCAGCCAAGCGGCCAUGGCAACCAGGUCAACCCUGCUGAAGGUCAUCCUGCUGGGGGAUGGUGGUGUGGGGAAGAGCUCCCUCAUGAACCGCUACGUCACCAACAAGUUUGAUACGCACCUCUUCCACACCAUCGGUGUGGAGUUCCUCAACAAGAACCUGGAGGUGGACGGCCGCCUGGUCACCAUGCAGAUCUGGGACACAGCAGGCCAGGAGCGCUUCCGGAGCCUGCGGACGCCCUUCUACCGGGGCUCAGACUGCUGCCUGCUCACCUUCAGCAUGGAUGACAACCAGAGCUUCCUGAACCUGGGCAACUGGAAGAAGGAGUUCAUCUACUACGCUGACAUAAAAGAGCCCGACAGGUUCCCCUUUGUGGUGCUGGGCAACAAGCUGGACGUGACGGGGCGGCAGGUCUCCAUGGAGGAUGCGGUGCAGUGGUGCAGUGACAACGGGAACCACCCAUACUACGAGACCAGCGCCAAGGACGCCACCAAUGUGGCAGCAGCCUUUGAAGAGGCAGUACGGCGUGUGCUGGCCACGGAGGACAGGGCGGAGCACCUCAUUGCUACAGACACAGUCAACCUGCAUAGAAAAACCCGCUCCAGUGCCACCUGCUGCUGAUUUUUUUUUUGUAUAGCCACAGCUGUUCAUCCAGGGUAUGAUUCUGAGGAAUGACCACCCCUGCAAAAGCCUGGCACUUGCAUCUAUCCACAUCUCCACCUUGGUCCAUUGCCACAAUGGAUGAGAUGCCAUUGUGUUGCUUGGACGUUCAUCUAUGAAUGGAUAUGGAACUUCCAGAUCAACUGUGUAAUAUUUAAGAAAAGAAUAAAUAUCCUUUAUCUCGGAGUUGUCAACUGGGUGACAAAUACAGGUCUGGAGCCACACUUGUUUCAGAGAGAGAUUUAAUGUUUUGUCUAUGUCAAACCCUAACCCUAACCCUAAUUUUGUUUCUUCAUGUCACAAGAUCUAGAGAGACAGGAUACACGUUUUAUCCAGGGGGGUUUCUCCAUCGUGGGUGAAAUCAGCUGCCAGACCUUGUGUAGAUAACUUCAAGUGAAGUUAAAAAAAUCACUUGUCUAAUUCUUUUCCUUCCAUGUAUAGCUACAAAAUAUAAUUUAAAUGGCUAUCAUGUUCUGUUUCUUAACUUGCUACAACAACUGUAUCAAACAUUGUCAUUGUUUACAUUUUUAAAUAGCAGUUAAAGUGUAACAUUCAUAAUUUAUACCUGUCAAUCAUAUUGACAGACAGUGUAAUUUAUACUGUCUUCCCAUUUUGGACAGACCUCAGAAAUACUGGAGCACUUUCUACUGAUAGCACUAACAGAUUAGUCUGGACUUAAAAGUAUUGGUUCAAGAUUUUGAAUGAUGUCUCAAUGACCUUACUGUGAUUAAGAACAGCAGGGUGUUCAUGUACAGACACUAUGUGGUCAUCUGAAGUUUGCAGAAUAUACUGUGCUUAGCAAAAAUGCACUGCAGACGUUGUAUCUAGAGAGAUAAAGAAACAUGCAAACGGUAACACGCGUCUGUUACCCUGCACAAUGAGUUCUGCCACUAAUAAACUGUAAAGUAUCUUUUACAUUACUUUACUUUCUUUAGACAGCAGCACUCCUCACAAUGAAUGGAGAAAAUGUGUGGUUAAAGGGUUAGACUUCAAUACUAAUGGGUAAGUCUGUUCUACCUGUGCUUCCGAAAUUUAAAUGUAAAUGUAGAUGUGAUCAUUUCCUCCAGCAUCACACAAGUACAGUUGGUCUUGUCCUGCAUUGUAAACCUUUUCACUGGUUUUGGGAUACUUCUGAUACCAGUUUGAGAAUGUGGAUACCUCCAACACUAGCUGUAUUUCCAAGUAAUUAAUUUUAUUAAUCCAAAUUUAAACAGGAAUGGUUAUUUCAGUGCAAAAUGAUAUUGUAAAUCGCUCUGGAGCAACCUGUGAAUUUUCCUGUAAUGAAACUGGCUUGGAAAAUAAAACCUGCCAGUGGAGAAUGGCUCAUGGAGACUUGUUCUAAUGGUCCAUCAUUUCAUUUAGAUUGAUAUUAAGAUGGAACUAACAUACUGUACAUACAUUAGUUACACUGUCUGCUAAAAAGUCCUUUCUUCCAACACAAGAAACCCCUUAUGAGCUUGGUAUGUGAAAGAGUAAUCUGUCAGAAGGCAGGCUUUUAUCAAAGUUACAUAUAGCUACUGUGUAGAAGGGCUUCAUAAGUAGUGCAAAAUAAACUAUGAUUCCACCAAUCCUAAGAAUUGUACAUAAUCUUCAGGUCUCUUGUGUCAGCUGUGGGUUAUCAACAAGUAGGUUCUACUUUUGUGUCUCAACAGCAUGUGACACAUUUAACCAUCUCCAUUUAGGAAGCAUAAUAAUACUAUGAAUGAUAAAGGCUCUCGGAUUCAGCUGGGGAACCCCUUACAUUCUUUAGCCAGUCUCCAUCAUCAAUGGUGACCGACAGCAUUUAAGGAAAAAAAAAAGGAUUUUCAAAUUAGGGAACUACACACUUUAUACAGAUGUGGACAAAUUUGUUGGCACCCUUCCAUGAAAAAAGAACCACCCACAGUUUUCUCUGAAUUAACUUGAAACUGACAAAAGUAAUUGGCAUCAAUCAUUGU